AAUUGUAUUUGUAAUGUAGUCGUCACGCUUCGUUGGUGAAUCGAUUGUGUUUUUGUUUCUUCGAGAAGUGAGUGAAAUUGUCGAAAUGCCGAGUCAGGAAGUUAUUACUAACAAAGUGGUGGUUCAUCCACUUGUAUUAUUAAGUGUGGUUGAUCAUUUUAACCGUAUGGGAAAAAUUGGAAACCAGAAAAGAGUUGUUGGAGUUUUAUUAGGAUGCUGGAGAACGAAAGGUGUUCUGGACGUAUCGAACAGUUUUGCAGUUCCAUUUGAUGAAGAUGAUAAGGACAAGUCAGUUUGGUUCCUUGAUCAUGACUACCUUGAAAACAUGUAUGGCAUGUUUAAGAAAGUCAAUGCAAGAGAGAAGAUAGUUGGCUGGUAUCAUACUGGACCCAAACUGCAUCAGAAUGAUGUUGCUAUCAAUGAGCUGAUAAGACGAUAUUGCCCAAAUUCUGUUCUUGUCAUCAUUGAUGCAAAGCCUAAAGAUUUGGGCCUUCCCACAGAAGCUUACAAAGCAGUUGAGGAAGUCCACGAUGAUGGUUCUCCAACUUCAAAAACGUUUGAACAUGUUCCGAGUGAGAUCGGUGCUGAGGAGGCAGAGGAGGUCGGUGUCGAGCAUCUUUUACGGGACAUCAAAGACACGACUGUUGGGACACUCUCACAGAGGAUAACAAAUCAACUGCUAGGUCUCAAAGGGCUUCAUUUACAAAUACGAGAUAUCAGGAACUACUUAGUGCAGGUUGUUCAAGGAAAGCUACCAAUUAACCAUCAGAUAGUUUACCAGUUGCAAGAUAUUUUUAACCUUCUUCCUGACAUCAGCCAUGGUAAUUUUGUCGAGUCGCUGUAUGUAAAGACAAAUGAUCAGAUGCUCGUCGUGUACCUCGCAGCCCUCAUUCGCUCCAUUAUUGCUCUUCACAACCUAAUUAACAAUAAGUUAACAAACAGAGAUGCCGAGAAGAAGGAGGGUAAAAAGGAUGAGGUGAAGGAUAGUAAAGAGAAGAAGGAGGAGAAGACAAAAGAAGAAAUAAAAGUAGAGAAGAAAUAGAACUCUUUUUGAAAGAACAGUGCUGAUUAAGAUUUUGAGUAAGCACUUUUAUUGUAAAUUAAACAUCUCACAUUAAAUAUAGUAAAUCUUUAUUCAAAAAAACUUUUGUCUGUGACGCAUAAGGAAUAAAUCGGUGCUUUGUGAAAACAAACUGAUUCUAUGGGUCAAUAAUAGACUGAAAUGUUGCAAACAGAACAUAACUUUAUAUUUAAAUAAUAA
Messenger RNA from Zootermopsis nevadensis, 1261 nucleotides. RefSeq names its product regulatory particle non-ATPase 8 (gene Rpn8). Gene Ontology annotation, cellular component: proteasome complex; proteasome regulatory particle. Gene Ontology annotation, molecular function: metallopeptidase activity; protein binding. Gene Ontology annotation, biological process: proteasome-mediated ubiquitin-dependent protein catabolic process. The record is from RefSeq and is a predicted model, not a curated record. Lineage: Eukaryota; Metazoa; Arthropoda; Insecta; Blattodea; Termopsidae.